Molecule: messenger RNA, 5552 nt
Organism: Ostrea edulis (European flat oyster)
Lineage: Eukaryota; Metazoa; Mollusca; Bivalvia; Ostreida; Ostreidae
Exons: 6
Coding region: 3101-4774 (557 amino acids)
Molecular function (GO): zinc ion binding
Source: RefSeq, a predicted model, not a curated record
UUGUUAUUUCAAGUUACUAAAUUGCUAUUUAGAAUCGUUAAUUUAACAAGAUGCCCACAUGCUUUAUUGGUAAUCUGAGCAAUAGUUAAAAGUGUCACUACUGCAAAAGGCUAUGAAAUCGAUACUAAUUUUCCUGGUUGCAUAUCUAAGCUACAUAUAAUGUAAAUUCUAUUCAUAUUAUAUUCAGCUUUUGCAGAUUAACUCAGACUCGGACGAUCUUUAAGGCCCAUGAACCUCUUGUUUUGCUUUAUUGCCACUUAAUAGUUACUGUUGUGAAUUAUUGUAACUUAUAAAGCCUUCUAGUACAUGAUGCUAGAUCUGAUAUUGAUCACAUAACUUUCAGUUUGCAGGAAAUCCAUUUUGAAAAUGUAUGCAUGUUCUUGAUUGAAAAGUUUUUGUACCGGUGGUAUUUCACAUUUUUUCUUUAAAAAUUUCCCUUCCCAGAAAGGGGACAUAGUGUUUUAGUGUGAAUUCUUCUUCUUCCGCUUCUCAUACUAAGUUUGUCCGGGCCAUAGCUUUUUUGUCUUUUGACAUAGACCAUUGAUAUGUGGAGACUAUUGAGAGAAAAUUAACGAUUGUAUAUUAUGAUCUCUUGUCGUUGAUAUUGAUAAUCUGUUAAAUUUGUUAUAACAAAUUACUAAUUUGUUAUAACAAAUUAGUAAUCUGAAAUAACAGACUAAUAAUUUGUUAUAACAGAUCAAUAAUUUGUUAUAACAAAUUGAUAAUUUGUUAAAACAAAUUAAUAGAGGGCGAAGCCCUCUCACGGCCCGAAGGGCCGUGAGAGAGGAGCUCUCCCUAUAGGUAACACGUAUAUACAUGUUUAAUAGGAAAAUAUAGGAAAAUAAUGAAAAAUUAAACCAUACCUAUGGAACUUGAAAAGUUUGGUACCAAUGGCGUCGGUUCGAAUAAUAGCGCGUGGACAUGUAUUUCUCCAUUUUGAAUCUCGUCUACCCUAGUUCACGACGUUCUGAGAUGUUACACAUAAAAUCCGUAAAAGCAUGUAAAUCUUAUUUUCUUAAUCAUAUAUAAUCACUCCACGAUUAACGCCAUGUUUUUUGUUGUGGUUCUAACGCUAUGUUUGUAAAUUUGCUAAAUAACGACGCUGAAUAUGACGUCACAAUGUACUGUUUACAUCAUUUGCGUUAUAUUUCCCGCGUUCAAUAUUUAGGCGGAUCAAAUGUCCAAAAUUAGGAUGCUUUGAUACAGCUCCGUCCGCGUGCUAACUUCGGGUUGUUUUUGUCCUGCUUUGGAUAGAGAUACUAAUGCCAAAACUUUUUUGCUUCGCCCUCAAACACGGUCACGCCGUAAAACAUAUUAAUUUGUUAAAACAAAUUAAUAAUUUGUUAAAAUAAAUUCGCAAUUUGUUAUAACAGAUUAAUAAUUUGUUAUAACAAAUUAAUAAUCUGUUAUAACAAAUUAUUAAUCUGUUAUAACAAAUUAUCAAUCUGUUAUAACAAAUUAUUAAUUUGUUAUAGCAAACUAAAAAAAAAAAGAUACUGCUGCGGCCCUAAGCAUAAUAGGGCCGCAGCAUUAUCUUUUUUUAAUUUGUUAUAACAAAUUAAUAAUUUGUUUUAACAGAUUAAUAAUUUGUUAUAACAGAUUAUUAAUUUGUUAUAGAGGGCGAAGCCCUCUCACGGACCGAAGGGCCGUGAGAGCGGAGCUCUCCCUAUAGGUAACACGUAUAUACAUGUUUAAAAGGAAAAUAUAGAAAACUAAUGAAAAAUUAAACCAUACCUAUGGAACUUGAAAAUUUUGGUCCCAAUGGCGUCGAUUCGAAUACUAUAGCGUGGACAUGUAUUUCUCCAUUUUGAAUCUCGUGUACCCAAGUUCACGUUAUUCUGAGAUGUUACAUAAAAUCCAUAAAAGCAUGUAAAUUUUAUUUUCUUAGUCAUAUAUAAUCACUCCUCGAUUUAAAACGCGAAUUGUACAACGUUUCCUAUGUUGGUUUAUUUGCUAAACACCGACGCUGAAUAUGACGUCACAAUGCACUGUUUACAUCAGUUGCAUAGCGUUUCCCGCGUUCAAUGAAUAGGCGGAUCAAAAAUGUCUAACGUUAGAAUACUUUGAUUGAGUUUUGUCCUCACACUUUAGGUGCUAAUAUUUCGGGAUAGUUUUUGUCCUGUUAUGGAUCUAGAUACUAAUGCCAAUAUUUUUUGCUUCGCCCUCAAACACGGUCACGCUGUAAGACAUAUUACCGAGCGAAGCUCGGACGGGUCGAAGGCCCGUCCGCGAAGCAAGGCUAUAAAGGUAACACGUAUGUAAAAGAAAAAAGUCAAAAUCAUCAAAAGAAAAAGAGAUAAUCUCUAUAUACGUUCACUGAAAUUUUCGUGAUCCAUAUGGGCGCCGCCAUUUAUUUUUUCAUUACCUGCUUCAACAGUUAUUCGUGUUUUAUUUUGAAUGCCAAUAAUAGAAGACUCUGACGUGCAAUUCGUAAUUUAAACACUCAGUUUGUUCAAAGUGAAUAGUAUAAUUAUCAUUGUAACAGGUUUUAGCAAAUAAAUACAUAUAAAACCGUAAUACGACUAAAUAGAUGAACGAGUUCAUGAGUUUCUUUGAAUAAGAAUAUACGAUAAAAUUACGGUUACUUUUUUACCAUUUUGAAUUUAUUGGUUAAUUUUGUUUAGUUUUAACGGCCUUUUUCAUUGCAUACGGAAUGUAUUAUUGUUGUUUAUAAUUGUUUGCUUUGAAAAAGAGAAAAAAGUCGAGGCUAAAUGUGACGUCAUAAUGCACAGUUUACGUCGCCUUGCGUUUUAUUUCCCGCGUUCAAUGAAUAGGCGGAUCCUGUAAAACUGUUGUCCCCAUAUAAACCCAUUUAAUAUUGAGAUGUUACUGGGUGUUUAGCGCAAGGAAAAUUUCAUUAAAAAUAUUUUUUUUUAAAUGAAUCAUAAUCUACCGUACUUAACGGAAUUAUGAUUACCACUUGGGACACUCCAAUGACCAUUACAUGCUUCGCUCGGUCCAACGGUCACACCGUAUACAUAUUAACAAAUUAAUAAUUUGUCAUAACAAAUAAGCCUUUUCACGAUAAAUCUCGCACAUGCGCACAAAUGCUUCCGGACGGCAACCUUCGAUCAUGUUUACGUUGGUUACAUGAAUUAUAAUGGCAAAGCGGGAUAAUUUGAACAAACUAAAGGUAAAUGAUCUGAGAAAUCUGGCGGUAGAUGUUGGCAUUGAUGUUAAAAGAAAGAAAAAAGAAGAAAUCAUUCAGGAAUUGCUGUUAAGUCAGACUGAAACUUCGAUUUUAACACCGAUCGUAAAAAAAUCUCCGCUAGUAGGAUCGUUUCAGGACAGCUUACCACCAUUCAACGUUGUUUCUUAUGAAAGUCCUGGUUACACGUCCAUCCCCACUAUAACAUUUAGUGAUAUCUACAGUUAUAUGAUCGAAAGACCAACAACAUAUGGUGGUACAGCAAGCAAUUUCAAGGGCUUGGACAGAUCUGUGAAGCACUUUGAAGCCGGUGACGUCCAAGAUAUUAAAGUGUCAAAGAUAAAUAGUUCUGUCCUAUAUGUCAGAGCAAAAUGUCAGGCAUCUAUGAGGAAACAGCAAUAUCAAGUUUUCAUUUGCAUCCUGACUACAAAUGCAGACAAACCAAAUGUACAGCAUGGAUACUGUCAGUGUCCUAUUGGGUUAGCACAGGCAUGUAGUCACAUAGGCGCCCUACUUUUUGCAUUGAGUCAUGCAAAAACUAAUGAGACGACUUCAGAAAGCUGUACAUCUCAACCAUGUAAAUGGAUCAUUCCUGGGCGACAAACAAAACCAAUCGGACCAAUCAGCACUUUGUCCAAGAAAAAGCUUAAAUUGGCAGAUACUGAAGAAAACCUUGAUCCACUCGCAGCUUAUGAUCCUUGCCAUUCAGAUGACAAAGACAUAAAUAUUAACACCACUCUGUGGCAGUUAAAGGAAUUAAGAGAUGUCUUUCCACAUACAGGGAUGUCCCACUUGUGGAAUAUACCCGACCAUGCCCCAGAAGCCAUAAAGGAAAUGGAGGUCCAGGAUAUUGAAGAUCCAAUGGUGACAAGGAUGAAAAAUCUUAUAUUUUGUGAGGAUAAUGCACCUCAGAUUACAAUUGAUCACGAAUUGGUUGAAUUUAUUGAGACGAGUACAAGAGGCCAGAGGACAUCAGAAAUGUGGCAGAAACUACAUAUUGGUCGUUUAACCAGUUCCAUAUUUGGUGAUGCAUUGAAAGCUGGACCCAAUCCAAAGUCUUUGAUCAAGCAAAUUGUGGAGGGGUCUAGUCUUCAGAAGUAUGCAUCUCUGCCACCAGCUGUUCAGUGGGGACAACAAAAUGAAGCAAAGGCACGCUCAGAGUAUGUCAAUCUGAAGACUGCCACAAACAACAAUUUUAAAGUUGAGGAUACAGGUCUCACUUUGUGCACAGAUAACUCAUUUUUGGGUGCCUCCAGUGACGGGAGAGUUUUUGAUGGUGACAGCAUAGGUGUACUAGAGAUUAAGUGUCCAUACUCCAUCAAGGGAACUCAAGUAACAACAAUGGAAGUGAGUGAGAUUGUUGCAAUGGGAUGUCCAAAUUUCUGUUUAGAAUAUAGUAUGGAAGGACCACGUCUCAAAAAGAGCGACAAGUUUUAUGCUCAAGUUCAGGGAGAAAUGGCAAUUAUGCGAUUACCAUGGUGUGACUUUGUAGUAUGGACAGACGCUGCUCAGAACAAUAUUUGUAUUGACAGAGUGUAUUUUGAUUCAGAGUUUGUGUCCUCUAUGAUGCCUAGACUUAUUGAAUUUUAUAUGCAUCACAUUAUCCAGUUACAGAGCUCCAGAUAAUUUCUAUUAUUUAUCUACUUUUAAGAUUUUUAAUCUGUUCAAAUUCUGUUUUCCUGAGAUAUAUUCAUAAGAGCAAUGUCACUUUGAAUUUUAUUCUCCUAAUGGAUAGAAGUAAUUCUUUUCCCAAUUCAGAAUUUGAUAAACUUCAUAAUGCAUAUUUCUGCAAAGAAUCCUCAUCCUUAAAUAUCUGAAGCUCUGAAGUUACAUUUACAAUGUAUUAUUUGAACUUAUUGCUUUAUAAAAGAAAAGUCUGAAAAUAAAGUUGAAAUUUCAUCAUACUUGUAUAUAUAUAUAUAUUUUAUGCACUUCUGACAGGAAAGACAAUUGAUUUUUUAAAAUUUGAUUUAGAUAACCACACAUAUCAUUGUUUGUUGUACAGUAUACAAAUGCCAAAUCAUGCAAUGAUCAACAUGCAUAAUCAAUAAUUCAUUAAUCAAUAAUUAAUUAAGUUUUGAAAGAAAUUAUUUCAUAUCCUUAGAGUUCACUCCUUUUAUGCCGACCAGCAACUCACCAUCAACAUAUACAAAGAAAGAUAACUCUCAUGUAAUGAGAGUGACAUGAACGUUUUCAGUACAUGCUUAUAAAGGUAUCACACCGGUAAUUAUUUUCACUAUAUAUUACUAUAGAGGGAAAAAAAUCAUUAAAAAGCAGUUUACAAAAUUGAUGUCGAAUAACUCAGUCAGACACGUUCUAUGUUACCUAUCUCAUCUGCCGACACCAGAAAAACAACACCCUACGCGGCAUUUUCGAAAAUAAAUUACCCGCAAACAAGACUACC